UGCGAUUGCCUAUAAAGUAUAAACCCAACUAAAGCCAGUAAGCCACUAGCUAAGACUGAGAUGAUUGAAGAGAGCCGUUCUGAACCUUCUAUUAUCCUUCAUUCCGUCGUUCAAUCCGAAGCGAGGAAAACCAAGCAUGAACAGUGGUUUGUAGGGAUGCCUGCAAUAACCCCCAUGGCUUCAAGAGAAUAACAAUUCCUUCAGUUCCCAUCCUCCUUCUGUGCGAGACCACGUGUAUAUCCUCGCUCUUUGUGGUGAAACCCUAGAACACUGAGCUGUCUCGAGCCGUCGAAAAUGGAGUCGGGGUCGAACAACGAAGAACCGGCUUCAUGGGAUGAACUUUACAACGUAAAUUUGGUUCCGUCGGAGUUGUUUCUCAAGUUCCGGAAAGAAAUUGAGGGCAUCCGUCUUGGCCUUAAUCUGGAGUUCUACAAUGCUCCAACCAAUGAGUUCCAGGCAAAGCUGGUAUUAAAGCCAUUAGCGCCUGAGCGGAUGUGGAAGUUUAUAUAUGAGCCUAUACAUCAUGAUGUUCGCCUUCUCUCCAAAAAGAUACCAGUUACCAAAUUCCUAAAUCUUCAGAUUGGUAUAGGCCACAGUUUUCUGUUGCAUGCAACUGGUUGGAAAUGGAAGCUUUCUACAUGUUUUGGUGGAGAUGGUGUUUCACGAAUACAGAACAAGACAUCCAUCGGCUUGUUCCCAGGAAUGGAUUUGCGGUUUGGAUGGAGGGCAGAAUAUGUCCUUCCAGAGAUUCAUGGGGCUGUAGGCACUGGAGAGCCAUUGUUCAACCUGAAUUCAGGACGGCUGCAUGCAUCACUUGACAGGGUGGAGGCCGUUUUCACUCAUACUACGACUGUUUUGAGAGAACCAGAGGAUGCAAACACAGGGCGGAUCAGUUUAAUGGAACUGAAACUAGUUCAAGUAAAACCCAGAAUGCUUUAUGUACAUGUCAAUGGCGAUCCAGAAAUCAUUGCACAAUCUCUGUAGUGCUCGUCUCAUUUUAUGGAUCUUAUAAGAUGUGGUUAUGGAGAUCACUGGUGGGAUUGUACACGAGCCAAAGAGUGUUUAUUAAAAAUAUCCCUGUGGUCACUUGUUUUCUUCAAAUAGAUAGUAAACGGAUCUACCUCAUGUUAACUUCCUUUUCUAAGUUUUAAUUAAAUUAGUUGUAUUUGCUACCCCAUCAGCCUAGCUCCAUGGAACUCAAUUUUGAGUAUGAGCAUUAAAAUAGGAACCUGGUUUAUGGCAUGGAA
Molecule: messenger RNA, 1247 nt
Organism: Nelumbo nucifera (sacred lotus)
Lineage: Eukaryota; Viridiplantae; Streptophyta; Magnoliopsida; Proteales; Nelumbonaceae
Source: RefSeq, a predicted model, not a curated record